Centropristis striata (black sea bass) is the source of this 2920-nucleotide messenger RNA. It is a transcript of the gene ogal, whose product is annotated as O-GlcNAcase like. The record is from RefSeq and is a predicted model, not a curated record. Bases 151 to 2235 code for a protein of 694 amino acids. Gene Ontology annotation, biological process: glycoprotein metabolic process. The transcript has 17 exons. NCBI's taxonomy places the organism in Eukaryota, Metazoa, Chordata, Actinopteri, Perciformes, Serranidae. Gene Ontology annotation, molecular function: beta-N-acetylglucosaminidase activity.
AAACCCGGCUGGACUGCGCAGGCGCGAGAGGACGGUGCAAUAAAAAACCCUUUCAAAUUAAAGGCUGGCACACAAAGCUAUGACAGACAGAGUCAGUGUGUCAGAGCAUUAGUGACCUGCAGCCUGAGACUGAGAACUCAACACUGAACCAUGUCGAAACCAGCCAGUGCCACGGGACAAGCCCCCACUGGGACCAGGAGGUUCAUUAGUGGGGUCGUGGAAGGUUUUUAUGGGCGCCCAUGGACUAUGGAGCAGAGAACAGAGCUGUUUCAAAGAGAACAGAAGUGGGGCUUGAACACGUACCUGUACGCCCCCAAAGACGACUACAAACACAGGAUGUACUGGAGGGACCUGUACUCCGACCAGGAGGCCGAACAGCUCAGGGCUCUGAUAUCAGCAGCCAAACAGCACAACGUGGACUUCGUCUACGCCGUCUCCCCCGGCCUCGACAUCACCUUCUCCAACCCCAGAGAGGUCUCCGCCCUGAAGAGGAAGCUGGAUCAGGUGAGGCAGUUUGGCUGCAGGUCCUUCUCUCUGCUGUUUGAUGACAUAGAGCCUGAGAUGUGUCCAGCUGACCAGCAGACCUUCAGCUCCUUCGCUGAGGCUCAGGUGUCCGUCACUAACGCGGUGUACCAGCACCUGGGAGACCCCGACACCUUCCUCUUCUGCCCCACAGAUUAUUGUGCAGCGUUCUGUACUCCUAAUGUUCUCCAGUCCUCGUACCUGAACACUGUGGGAGAGAAGCUGCUGCCGGGGAUAGACGUACUGUGGACAGGGCCCAAAGUGGUGUCCCACAAAAUCUCUGUGGCGUCCAUCGAGGAGGUGACCUCCGUCCUGAAGAGGGCGCCGGUGAUCUGGGACAAUAUCCACGCUAACGACUACGACCCCCAAAGGCUUUUCCUCGGUCCCUUUAAGGACCGUCCCACUGAGCUGAUCUCCAGGCUGAGAGGAGUUCUCACCAAUCCCAACUGUGAGUUCUACCCAAACUUCGUGGCGAUCCACAGCCUGGCGACGUGGUGCAGAGCUCCAGCUGACGGAGGACAGAAGGACGUGGAGAUGGGUGAUGAGGAGCAGGACUCCUCCUACAGUCCCCAGAAGGCUCUGACUCUGGCCCUCACUGACUGGCUGCAGGAGUUCCUGAGCACCGACCAACCAGGAGCUCGUCUCCCCAAAGAGUCUCCAGGUGAGGAGCCCAUGCAGACGGACCUGGGAGAGAGCUCCUAUGUCCCCGGAGCGGGGGAGAACCCGCUGUACACCGCGGAGCCUCUGACCCUGGAGGACCUGAAGCUGCUGUCGGACCUCUUCUACCUGCCGUACGAACACGGGCCCACGGCCCGGAGCAUGCUGCAGCAGCUGGACUGGCUGAAGAACAACAGGGGGGACGCUGCUGCUGAGACGGACAAGACUGCAGAGUGGCGUUCAAGAGCGAAGCAGUUUGACGACAUGUGUGAAGCGGUGGUGAAGAUGUUCAACCGUCUGUCAAACGCUCCGAACCGCAGAAUUCUCUACGACCUCUACAACUACAUCUGUGACAUCAAGAGUGGCGUCGGCCUGGCUCGAGCCUACGUCAAAACACUAGGAGGCCAGGGUCGCCCCUCGGCCCAGCCCAUGAACCAGGACCCUGAACCCUGGGGCUUCAGAGGAGGACUCUCUGGAGAGUUCCAGAGAAUGCUGCCUUGCCACGGGAACAGGGAUCUGUUCAGACAUCCUCCCAUGACGGAGGUCUACUGCAUACGCCUCUACUGCCCCGAGGACAAGACGGAGGUGCAGAGGAUCUUCAGGGAGAUGAAGAGUGGAGGAGAGGGAGGAGUCCCCCUGAUGAUGCAGCCUCCACUCAUCUGUGACAGCCUGUCAGCAGGUGAUCUCUCCCCGUCCCCUCAGUGUGCUCUGGUCCUGGAGGAUGAGACCGGGCUGGUUGGUUACGCUCUGGCUCUCACCGACGCCAAACCAGCCGCAGCCAAGAUCCAGAGGGCAGUGAGUGAUGCUGUGUUCAGGGACUUCCCCUCCCUGGUGACCGUUCAAGUGCUGCCCCGGGUCACUGAUCCGUCUCCAGCCAGGCGCAUGAUUGGUCGGCUGUUGUCCUCCAUCAGGAGCAGCGGCUCCAGAGGAGUCUUCUGUGAGCUGAGGCAGAGCGAUAAGAGGAUGCUGGACUUUUACACCAAACUGGGCUCCUUCAGACCCGUACAAGUGGCCGGGCUGCCUCAAGACAUUAUCGCCAUGGCAACAAGCCUGUAAACAGGAUCACAGGGAUUUUCCUCAGGUUUGAAAAGGUUUUGAGAUGAAACUGUAAUUGCAAACGUCACAGCAUAUCAAGCAAAACUCUGAUCACUUACUAAUAUUCGUGUAAUUUAGUAAUCAUAACCAUUUGCCAAUAUCCUCCACUAAAGCUGUAACAUUCGUCCAGGAAGUGCUUCAUGACAUUUGUGCAACAAAGUGCUGUAUAAUGAUGAAAAGUGCAAAAAGAAAAAAGUAAUUGAAUACUACUGAUUUUGUAGACAUGACGUUUUUUAAAUGUAUAGUUAUUUUUUUGGAUACAAUUGUUGUUUCAACCCAACAUUUCUACAAUCAAUCUGGCAGACACAUUAAAAACAACGUCACAAAAUGUUCAAACAACAGACGAUAUUUUAAUUUUUUGUAUUUUGAGAGGAUACAAAACGAAUAAAUGCUUGGUUACUGUUCAAAUAAAAAAAGCUGGUGUUUCACUGGCAUGAGAAGCCAGUGAUAUAUUCAAGUUAUUAACUAAUGUGAGAAACAUUUGGGCAGAAAAACUAGUUUAUGAAUCAGAAGUUGAUAUGCAUCAAGUAACUAGACCCAUUACAUCAGUACAGAUCUAAUAACGUAGACUUCAGUGUGUCUGAACAGGUAAGAUAAAACAAAGUUAUGAGUAGGUUUAAUAUUUCAAGUAAUUAACAGACAUUCG